Messenger RNA from Saccoglossus kowalevskii, 1628 nucleotides. RefSeq lists its product as uncharacterized. NCBI's taxonomy places the organism in Eukaryota, Metazoa, Hemichordata, Enteropneusta, Harrimaniidae. Gene Ontology annotation, cellular component: endoplasmic reticulum. Gene Ontology annotation, molecular function: catalytic activity. Gene Ontology annotation, biological process: GPI anchor biosynthetic process. The record is from RefSeq and is a predicted model, not a curated record.
GUUUCUGAAAAUCACCAUUUUGUUGUGAAGCAACAUGGCUGUGAGACCGUCCACAUAACAUGGUCAGUAGAUAACAGAACGUAUAUGAUUGGGGGAUGUCAUGGUGUAUAACUUUGCGCUACCUUGCACUGACUAUAUGUGUUACGGUAGUAGUCAACAAGCCGCUAAAACCACUGACGCAAUAUGGGGAAAUUACACUGGCCACGUACAAUAUAUGGAACAUUAUGUUCAAUUGGGAUAUCAGAAAGUACAGAAUUGCUGAAAUGAUCCGUGAUGUUAAUCCUGAUAUAAUAGGAUUUCAGGAAGUGAGAUCUGAUAGCUGGUCCGGCAGUUGGCAAGGUAGAAAUCAACUGACAGAACUACAGGAACUGUUACCCUAUCAUAAAUGGAAGGCAUUUGUUGCAGUGCAACAUGUCAAGGAAUAUCCUGGAACUGUACAUGGCUUGGGUUUUAGUGUUGAAGGCCUUGGUCUACUCAGUCGACAUCCCAUACUGAAUACCACCACACAGCAUCUGACAGUGACUGCAUCAUCACCGGAUAAAAACAAUCGUCAUGUUCUUCAUGUUAAUGUCCUCGUACCUAACAUUGGUGCUGUGCACGUAGCAGUUGUUCAUCUAUCCUACGACAGAAACCAACAAUGUAAUAAUGUAUUAGAAAUAGCACAAUAUCUACAAGAUUCUCAUUUUCCACUCUCUGUUAUAAUGGGAGAUUUCAACAUCUACCAAGGGUUUGAACAACCACUGGAGAGACUCAUGAAAGGUUACUUCACAUCUAGUAGUGGCUGCCCUAAAAACACCUUCCUGGAACACAUUCAGGAUCCCAGUAAAACAACAUUAUAUAAAGAUGCAUGGAAAGAGACGCAUGCCCAUGAGGACGGCUUCACGUUCAGUAACAUGCCUGCUCCUGGAAUGGAGAGUCGUCCAGAUCGUAUCCUGGUUUCUGCAAAUGACUUGAUGGUGAAAGAUGUGAAUAUACUAGGAGAUGGCCAGUCAUACCGAGAGCAAUUCAUUGACCGUAUUUGGUGGAAUCGUCUACACACAGUGAUCAAUUCGGCAUAUUUGUCUUCCAUUGGUAUUGCUGGUCGGUCGUGUAGCCAUGACUGUGGGCCACAUGGAUCCUGUCGGUGUGGAGUGUGCGUUUCUGGUGGUAACAAACAAUCUUGUCACUUACCGCAAUGUUUUGAGUGCAAUAAUGAUGUUUAUCGUCACAUGCUUCUUAUCAUAGUGGUUUUUGCAAUAUUUUUUAUUCAGUUUUUGUAUGCAGUCUUACAAGUGUUGUUUAUUCUGAACAAAAAGAACCAGCAGAUGAUGCAGUCAAUGGGGUGCAACUGUUGUCUAUGUUACCCUGGCUUGUACACCACGUCUGGUGGCAUGCAUCGUUCUCGUUGGCGGUUGUGUCGACUUUUAGCUAAGCUGUGGCCCCUCUGUAGAUUCCCGGCACUGUUUCAGAUCAUCCUUUCUACUGUCGUUAUGAUAUGUUUAGUAAUUUACGCUUCUCGCAGCUUCUCCGACAUGAUUGACUCGAUUAAUUCCAUCCUACCAGAGGAGCUUUAUCCAUCAGAUCAUCUAAUGCUAACUGCCAAAAUAGUUUUACAGCCUGAUGGCCCUCUUAUUCAAGUCAUAUCAUGA